Molecule: messenger RNA, 1113 nt
Organism: Coffea eugenioides
Lineage: Eukaryota; Viridiplantae; Streptophyta; Magnoliopsida; Gentianales; Rubiaceae
Product: trafficking protein particle complex subunit 6b
Exons: 4
Coding region: 99-626 (175 amino acids)
Biological process (GO): endoplasmic reticulum to Golgi vesicle-mediated transport; regulation of GTPase activity
Cellular component (GO): TRAPP complex; cis-Golgi network; trans-Golgi network
Source: RefSeq, a predicted model, not a curated record
CGAAUACACCACACCUCCAAACCAAGUCUCUCUCUCUCUCUCUGUCUCUCUCUUCUCCGUUUCACGCACCCAAAAAAACACAGUAAAACAAAGACGAAAUGGUGAGAGAGGUAGCAGAGAGCUGCGUCGAAAGUCUGCUAACAGAGAUAGUCUCUUCAUACUGCAAUGGAUUCUACGCCAGCAAGCCAGAGCUUGCCGCCCGUCGGAUCGAAGCCAUCGGCUUCCAAGUCGGCCACCAGCUCUCCGAGAGGUAUACCAUGGAUAGACCAAGGUUUAGCGAUCAUCUGGAGGCAAUCAAGUUUAUCUGCAAGGACUUCUGGUCUGAGCUGUUUAAGAAACAGAUAGACAAUUUGAAGACAAAUCAUAGAGGUACCUUUGUAUUGCAAGAUAAUAAGUUCCGCUGGCUUGCUCGUAUGUCCCUGGAUCCAUCACUGGAAACUCCUGGUUCUAUUCAAGAUCCUGUUGCUAUGGCUGAGAAUAAAGUAGCCCAAGCUAUAGGAAUGCAUCUUUACUUCCCGUGUGGAAUCAUAAGGGGAGCGCUUUCAAACUUGGGAAUUCCAUGUGCAGUUUCUGCAGAUAUAUCCAAUCUUCCCACAUGUUCCUUUGUGAUUCGUAUAAAGGCUUGAUGAGUUUUUUCCCAAAUGAUGAGGUUGACCUCCAUUUUGAACUUUGAGUUUACAAACUUGAACAGGUUGAAUUGUAAGGGACGUGUGACAUGUGAUAUGUAUUUAUUCAUUUACUGCUGCAAAAAGAUGUGAAAGGAGUGCACUAUUUCAGUGGUCUUGUCUUCAACCGGUUUAACUCUGUUUCCCAUUCUUUUUCUGCUCCCUUUACGCUUUAUAGAUCCGUCAAGCCUGCAUUGGAUCAUUGUUGACUUCAAUUUUCAAGAUGUCGUGGUUGAACUUCAAUUGGUUCUCUAACAAGAGCAACUGCGUGAGUGCACAAAGCAAUCGUCUGAUAGAUCCUUGGACAGUUCCAUCUUUACAGAUGCCGAGGCAAAAAGUUUUCUAAACUAGAGGCAGCAUGGCCACAUCAUAUAUUUGCAGCAAGAAUUGGUCCUUUUAGAUUUUGUAACAAUUUACUGGAAUCAAAGAUAUCCUUUUUUCACUUACA